AUGCGUGAGCUUUGCCUGAUUCUGAUUUACAUUGCUACUGUUUAUGCCUUUCUGUUUCUAUUUUCGUCCAACUUUUUUUGCCGGAUUGCUCCUGUUUGCUGCUGUUUGCAAAACCAAAAAGUGAUGUCUCGCAAAGAAAAUCUGAUAUCUGAGUUACACACCAUAAAAGGAACAUGGAAAAUAGAUGUGCGUAUCACUGAUCUUUGGCAAGCUCGAAAGCAAAAUAGUAAACAAACAAUUGAGAUGGUGUUGAUGGACCAAACGGGUUCAAAAAUUGGAGUUACUCUCUGGCAAGAACUCUUCACUGAAUUGCGGGACAAGUUACAGUGUGGUUCUUCUUAUUUGAUUCAGAACCUGAGGAUUGUUGACAACCAAUCUGAAUACAGAGUCAGCCCAGCUCCAUAUUUGGUUUAUUUCCUAAAAACUACAUCUGUCAAGGAAAUUCACCGUCCAGAAAUUCCUUCUAAUGUUUAUCUCAUAACUCCUUUUACUGAUAUAAUCUCUGGCCUCGCACCACGCCAUACUUUAGUGGAUAUUGUUGGUGUCAUUGCUGAUCUGAUCGAUGUUAAGACAGUUAAUCCCCCUCACAGGAUGAUAGUCAGACUCAGGGAUAACAGUAACUGCGACAUUCUAAUAACUGUUUGGGAGGACUAUGCUAUUAAGCUACAUGAUGCUAUUGACAGAAACCUUCUGCUUCAGGAACCAUUGGUUGUUAUGUUGACCUUAGGUAAAAUCAAAGAUGCUACAGGUGUGUCUGGUGUUGGUUAG
Messenger RNA from Glycine soja, 768 nucleotides. RefSeq lists its product as uncharacterized. Lineage: Eukaryota; Viridiplantae; Streptophyta; Magnoliopsida; Fabales; Fabaceae. The transcript is spliced from 6 exons. Bases 1 to 768 code for a protein of 255 amino acids. The record is from RefSeq and is a predicted model, not a curated record.